This is a messenger RNA of Hevea brasiliensis (rubber tree), 1443 nucleotides long. RefSeq names its product 1-aminocyclopropane-1-carboxylate oxidase homolog 6. The record is from RefSeq and is a predicted model, not a curated record. The transcript is spliced from 2 exons. Bases 256 to 1359 code for a protein of 367 amino acids. Lineage: Eukaryota; Viridiplantae; Streptophyta; Magnoliopsida; Malpighiales; Euphorbiaceae.
UUUUUCUUUUUUUUUUUUUUUAUCAACAGCAAGUUUAUUGUAUGGGCUGACCUGUUCAUCUUCGGACUUUAACCUCUGUUGGCUUUGGCCAUUGCUUAAAAGAAAAAAGGAAAAUCCUCAGCUUACGAUUCUCAAUCUUUCUUUCUGGUCAUUUUCUUAACGAAGAUACAUAGCACUUGACAUCUUUGUUGUAAUUGAAAAUCCAAAACCAACAUAUCUUCCAUCGUCCAUCCAUCACUCUAAAAACAAAAGAAAAUGGCCACUGCAACUCCUACUUUAGACUACGAUCGAAUGGAAGAAGUUAAAAAAUUCGACGAAUCCAAGAUGGGUGUCAAGGGCCUCUCAGAUUCUGGCAUCACUUCCAUUCCCAAAAUCUUCAUUCACGCACCAGAUACUCUAGCUGAUCUAAAGCCAAACUCAUCGCAUACAUCUCCUAGCAUACCCAUUAUCGACCUAUCCAACAUCUACUCCAACCACCACCGAGAACAAAUCAUUAGCCAAGUCAAGGAAGCUGCCACCAACUGGGGUUUCUUUCAAGUGAUCAACCAUGGUAUUUGUCAAUCGGUUCUUGACUCAACCUUGAAAGCUAUCAAAUCCUUCCAUGAGCAACCACAUGAAGUAAAAUCUAAGUACUAUACUCGAAAAGAAGGAAGUGGUGUAAUGUAUGCUAGUAAUAAUGAUUUGUACCGUACAAAGGCUGCUUGCUGGCACGACUCAUUGCAGAUGUGGAUGGCUCCGGUGCCGUUGAACACCGAGGAGAUACCGGAGAUAUGCAGAAAAGAGGUGAUGGAAUGGGAUGUGUGUGCUAAGAAAGUGAGUGAGGUUGUGAUGGAGUUGUUGAGUGAAGGAUUAGGGCUAGAGGCAGGGAAAUUCAAGGAGCUUACGUUUAGUGAUUCUAGGUGUAUGGUAGGUCACUGCUAUCCGUACUGUCCGCAGCCGAAUCUGACGGUAGGGAUUACGGCACAUACAGAUCCUGGUGUGGUGACAUUGCUGUUACAAGAUGAGAUUGGUGGGCUGCAGGUGAAGCAUGGUGAUGGGUGGGUGGAGGUGAAGCCCGUGCAUGGUGGGUUAAUUAUUAAUGUUGGGGACUUUCUUCAGAUAGUGUCAAAUGGGGAGUACAAAAGUGUGCAGCAUAGAGUGGUAGCAAACUCAUGUAAGAAACCAAGAAUUUCAGUAGUAGAAUUUUUCAAUCUAAGCAGGUGGAGAGAAAGUGGUUGCUAUGGGCCUUUACCAGAGCUGAUAUCGAAUGAAAAACCAGCCAUGUAUCGAGAUUUCACGAUGCAAGAGUGCCUUGAUAAUUUUUACAGUAAGGGGUUGGAUAGCAAGUCUCUUCUGGAUAAAAUCAAAAUAGGAAAUUAGUAUCAUUAUGAAGAAAUCAUUAUUAGAAUUAUGAAAAGGAAUGAUGGAAUCCUGAAAGUUUAUGCAAUAAAAGCAUGUUCAACA